AUGUUGUUUGCCUCUUCGCAUAGAAAACGAAUUUGCUGCGUUCCAUUCCACCGAACAGCAAAACAGGUCCCGAUUGAAAGGGAAAAGAUUAGGCUCUAUUAUUCUUUGAUGGGGAAAGGAACAAAAGGCAAGUCUGGCUCUCACCAGAUACUCAAAGACAGGGCCAAAAACCGUGUAGAGGACCUCCAUGGCAUGUUUACAGAUCUUCAAUCCGCAAGAAAAGAGAGUCGUGGUAUUGACGUGGCAGUCCUUGAAGAACAAGUCAACCAAAUGCUUAAAGAAUGGAAGAAUGAACUCAAUGAACCUUCACCUGCUUCUUCUUUACAACAGGGUGCAAGUUUUGGGCUUUCUUCCCCAGACAUAAGUAAACUGUUACAACUUUGUGAGGAGGAAGAUGAUGCAACUAGUGGGCUAGCUGCCCCAAAACCUGACCCUGAUGCCCUUGAAACUGGUGAAAAUGCUGCCUUUUUUCACAAUAAAGAACAAGAGUCAAAGUCAACGGGUCAAAGCAAAGGGUCUCCUUCAGGGAAUGAAAUUGAAAGGGAAUUGGAUUAUUUUUCAUUUGAUGAUAAUAAUAAUAUUAUUCAGGAGGGAAAUGAUGAUCUACUUCCAAUGAUGAGCUUUCUACCGAAUAUCAGCCCUCCACCUUCUGCUUUCUUAGGGCCAAAAUGUUCUCUUUGGGACUGCCCGAGGCCUGCCCAGGGGUGGUGCCCGGACUAUUGCAGCAGCUUGCAUGCUGCAGUUGCUCAGACGGAAGGCUGCCCGGGAAUGAAACCGGUCAUCCGACCGAAAGGGAUUGAGUUGAAGGAUAAUUUGCUUUUUGCUGCCCUGACUGCCAAGUCACAGGGAAAGAAUGUUGGUGUGCCCGAAUGUCAGGGGGCAGCUACUGCCAAAUCCCCAUGGAAUGCUCCUGAGCUCUUCGACAUCGCGGUUUUCGAGGGUGAAACAGUCCGCGAGUGGCUAUUUUUCGAUAAGCCACGGCGGGCUUUCGAGAGCGGAAACCGAAAACAACGAUCACUCCCCGAUUACAACGGACGCGGUUGGCACGAAUCCCGAAAACAAGUAAUCAAUGAUUCCGGAUGGCUAAAAAGGUCAUAUUACAUGGACCCACAACCCAUGAAAUCUCUCGAAUGGCAUCUUUUCGAAUACCAAAUCACCAAAUGUGACGAUUGUGCCCUUUAUAGACUCGAACUCAAACUCGUUCACGGGAAAAAAGGUACGAAAGGAAAAACGGAUUCCGUCUCCGAUCUUCAAAAACAAAUGAAAUCUCUCACCGCCGAGGUUCAACCGGAGGGUAGAAAUAAACAGGCGGUUAAUGGCGGUGCAACCACUCCACCACCACAUCACGGUGGCUACCGCCAGACGUGA
Messenger RNA from Lactuca saligna, 1368 nucleotides. Lineage: Eukaryota; Viridiplantae; Streptophyta; Magnoliopsida; Asterales; Asteraceae. The record is from the annotation of a GenBank genome assembly.